AUGUCCGAUAAAUUACGAGAAUUUGUUGAAAUUCCCCAACAAUUCGUUCAAGAUGGCAACCAGUUCCUAACCCGUUGCACAAAACCUUCACAGAAAGAGUUCGUACAAAUAUGUAAAGCAGUCGCGGUGGGAUUCGCUGUUAUGGGGUUCAUUGGCUACUUUGUGAAGCUCAUUCAUAUACCGAUCAAUAACAUCCUUGUGUAUGUCUCCUUUACUGUGUACAAUUGUUGUUUGACUAACUUUCGAAUAUUUCGGUUUCUCCUCUCUGCAAAUACAAACAAGCGGGUGCAUGUUCCUUUGCUCCUCCAUCUCGUCCGCGAACGUCAAACCGUUUCUUCGCCUGAUACUGUCCCUCUCUCCACUGCCGAUGACGGUGCACUACUAAAUCUCGUCCUAGACCCGCUAGCAGACGCUAUUUCGAGAAUCCCAACGGGUGGUAAUCGAGCCAAAUUUGAUUCUGAAAUGGCCAUCUCUGUUAUCUGA
Molecule: messenger RNA, 483 nt
Organism: Lentinula edodes (shiitake mushroom)
Lineage: Eukaryota; Fungi; Basidiomycota; Agaricomycetes; Agaricales; Omphalotaceae
Product: SecE/Sec61-gamma subunits of protein translocation complex
Exons: 5
Coding region: 1-483 (160 amino acids)
Biological process (GO): protein targeting; post-translational protein targeting to membrane, translocation
Cellular component (GO): Ssh1 translocon complex; membrane
Molecular function (GO): transmembrane protein transporter activity
Source: RefSeq, a predicted model, not a curated record